Brassica oleracea var. oleracea is the source of this 876-nucleotide messenger RNA. RefSeq names its product ubiquitin-conjugating enzyme E2 6-like. Bases 87 to 650 code for a protein of 187 amino acids. Gene Ontology annotation, cellular component: nucleus. The transcript is spliced from 6 exons. The record is from RefSeq and is a predicted model, not a curated record. Gene Ontology annotation, biological process: protein polyubiquitination; ubiquitin-dependent protein catabolic process. NCBI's taxonomy places the organism in Eukaryota, Viridiplantae, Streptophyta, Magnoliopsida, Brassicales, Brassicaceae. Gene Ontology annotation, molecular function: ubiquitin conjugating enzyme activity.
UUCAUUGUCUCAUAGAAUCAUUUUCUUCUCUCUCUCUCUCUCUCUAUCUAUCAAACCAGAAGAAGAAGAAGAAAGGAGAAUCGGACAUGGCUUCGCCGAGCAAACGCCGAGAGAUGGACAUGAUGAAAUUGAUGAUGAGUGAUUACAAGGUGGAUACUGUCAACGACGAUUUGCAUAUGUUCUAUGUCACUUUCCAUGGCCCCACUGACAGUCUUUACGAAGGAGGUGUGUGGAAGAUCAAAGUCGAACUCCCUGAAGCUUAUCCUUACAAAUCUCUUUCUGUUGGUUUCGUUAACAAGAUUUAUCACCCCAAUGUUGAUGAAUCUUCUGGCGCAGUUUGCUUAGAUGUAAUAAACCAGACAUGGAGUCCAAUGUUUGAUCUAAUCAAUGUCUUCGAGUCAUUCCUUCCUCAACUGCUUCUAUAUCCAAACCCAUCUGAUCCUUUCAAUGGUGAAGCUGCCUCUCUCUUGAUGCGAGACCGUCCUGCCUACGAACUGAAAGUCAAAGAAUAUUGCAAGAGGUAUGCUAAACCAGAGGACAUUGGAGCACCUGAGGAGAUCUCAAGUGAUGACGAUGAUGAUGAUAGCAUGAGCGAACGUGGUUCAGACUCCGAUGGCAACGAUGAAAUUGCUGGAAAAGCCGAUCCUUGAUGACUUCGUUACAAUAUCCAAUCUUUCUUCUUUGUACUUUGAUUUAGUUUAUUUCCAAAUUUAUAAUCCAUUCAUGUUCAUUGCAUGGAGGAGAAAAGCACUUUCCUCUGUAAAUGUGUAAACACUUGUUUAAUUCUUUAGGAUCAUUGAAACUCUCUUUGCUUCAAAUGUAAAUAACAUGUACCAAUUUGCAGUCUUACAACAAUUUAGACAUGAAUCCAUCUCA